UGUUACCAAGGUCACGACAGGAUGAGCAGCAAAGUGAAUUUUAGCUUCGAUAGCGUCUUGGGCGUCUACUAUGCCGGCCAGAUCGUAUCCGGCACAGCCGAACUCAUCACAGAGCGCCCCAAAACCAUACGCUCCAUCUAUAUAACCGUGAACGGUUUCGUGGAGACGCGUUGGCAGGAGAGUGUCGAAAAGCCUGGUGCUGAUGGCAAGCUGGUCAAGGCACUGGAGACGUAUACCACCACGGAGAUCUACUACAGCAGCGAUAAAUAUGUGUACGGCCAGAGCGGAGGAUCACAACUGGAGCUGCCCCAGGGCAAGUAUGUCUUUCCCUUUCAGGCCACUAUACCGCCCCAAGCGCCGACCUCUUUCAAUGGCACGCACGGACAGGUGAAACAUGAGGUGACCUUGACCAUAGAUCGCGCGGUGCGAUAUAAUAAUAUAUUCAAGCAGUGUUUUACGGUCAUACUGCCAAACGAUUUGAAUGCGAAGCCCGAGCAUUUGCAACCCUUGAAGCGCAUCGAGGAGAAAACCUUUUGGUGGGGCUCCAUAUUUGGCGGUAACAAGCCCAUGGUUAUGGACGUGAGCACUUCGUACAGCGCCUAUGUUCCUGGCCAGAAGAUCAACUUUCACAUCGUGCUGGACAACCAAGCGGAUGUUCAGUGCCAGGAUGUGAAGGUGCGUCUGUUCAAGAACGUGACCUAUCGCGGCAAAGCGGGCGAUAAGGAGCAAUUGAARACCACCGAGGUGCGUAUAGCCGAUAAGCACUGUGGCGAGGUGGAUAAGAACAAUAAGGCGAAAUUCGAUGAGUUUCUAAUGGUGCCACCCACAACGCCGACAACAAUGAACGAACGAGGUCCGAUUCGGGUUAGUUACACUCUUCGUUUCAUUGCCAAAACAUUCCGCUUGCAUGGCGGCGGGGAUCUGGUAGUAGAUUUUCCACUGGUCAUUGGAACUGUGCCAUUGCAUGGCAGUGCAGACGACAAAGGGCCGGGACAGAAGACAGAGGCACAGCCUAACACGAACGGCAGCUAUCAAGUGAUGGUUGCACCCACCUUCCAAGAGGAUGUAUGCACAGAACACUUCGAGUCGAACACGUAUAAGCCACGUUAUCCCGUCUAUAUACUCAGUGCUCAGCCGACAAAUGCGAAUGAUGCUAGGUCGCCAUUGCCCAGUCUUUAUCCAAGAGCCGCGGAUACUCUGCCUGCACCAUCAGUGAAUUACACACCAAAUCCUGUGUCGCCAGUAGCAAAUCCGUCGACAGGAGUUCAAAAGGCGCCGCCAUAUCCAGUCCAAGCACCUGCAGCUGUGCCAGCUGUUGGCAAUAAUUUUGAAGUGCUCGGCUUCAGCAUACCACCAGGCUAUCAGCCCACAGCUAGUGCACCGGCUGAUGCUUCCGGCAACAUUGGUUGGAAGUAGUUAUUGUGUAAACUAUGUAUUUAU
This is a messenger RNA of Drosophila arizonae, 1440 nucleotides long. RefSeq names its product arrestin domain-containing protein 2. Gene Ontology annotation, cellular component: cytoplasm. The record is from RefSeq and is a predicted model, not a curated record. NCBI's taxonomy places the organism in Eukaryota, Metazoa, Arthropoda, Insecta, Diptera, Drosophilidae. Gene Ontology annotation, biological process: protein transport.